Molecule: messenger RNA, 1329 nt
Organism: Chaetomium strumarium
Lineage: Eukaryota; Fungi; Ascomycota; Sordariomycetes; Sordariales; Chaetomiaceae
Product: RNA polymerase I associated factor, A49-like protein
Exons: 3
Coding region: 1-1329 (442 amino acids)
Biological process (GO): RNA polymerase I preinitiation complex assembly; transcription elongation by RNA polymerase I; DNA-templated transcription
Cellular component (GO): RNA polymerase I complex
Molecular function (GO): DNA binding
Source: RefSeq, a predicted model, not a curated record
AUGCCUGACUCGGCAAUCAAAAAGCGGAGGAGGCCAGAGGAAGAGACGCCUCAACCAAAGAAGAAGAAGGUCGAUUUUCAGCAACCGGAAAAGUCGGCCGUCGCAUCCUCGUUCUCGGUAACGAAGCUGCAGAAGCCGCAAGUAUCACCCCCCGUAGUGGCGCUUACGCCCGGAAUUUCCCUGCCCGACUCUUUCCCCUUCAAUGUCUACGAGAAAGAUGAGCAGCCAAUUGCCAAGCGGCGAAAGAGCGGCAGCGUGCCUUCGCCCUCCGAGAUGGCCCUGCACUCUUCGUCGCACAGGACAAUAGACUACACGGCUAGAGAAGAACGGUCAAAGAGCGUGGAUACGCUCCUAAACCACUAUCUUGCGAUUAUCGACCCGCGGACUGGGGAAGUGGAAGUCAUUCAAGCGAAAAGGAUGGUGGUCCGUGGCACGGUUCGGGCGAAGCAAGCGCCGAAGGAGGCGAUGGAAGUGGCCGCUGGCAGACCGACUUUCUCGGAGAUGAAGAUGGAGCUGGGCGAGGCGUUCGGUACGAAGAAAGCAAAGAAGGCCAUCCAAGCUGUUGCAGAAGACGCCAUGCUGGCUGCCAGGUCACGCGGCAAGCUGGGCGAGGACGACCGUGCCCUUGUGGAUACCAUCAAAGACGCCAGCCAACAUAUGGCCACGCGUGAGGGUCUACAGGCAGCCCUCGACUCGGCUAGGCCCGUGCCGCGGGGCAAUUUCGAUGCGAAGGAGAUCCAGGAUGUUUAUAUCCCCCGCGAGAUCAUUGGCGCCGACGUCCUCAAUGCGAUACCGGUUUUGGAUUGGCAAGAGAAGGUCAGCAAGCUGGAAGAUGUUCAGGUACCUUCUCGUUUCGUUGCAAACCGCAUCGUCCGUGUGGCUGGCAACGAGGACAUGCAAAGGUUGAAGCUCUUACGAUAUCUCCUCUGGGUUAUCGUCUUUUGGGCGACCACUACACAGGGGCGAGAACGCGGAACCAAGAGGAUAUCCAACAGGGAGAGGUUGCGGAAGGAUUUGGCGCCCGCCCCUGAGGUGGUGAUUGAAAACAUCCGCCGCAAGUUCUCGGACAGCGGGGUCAUGCGGAAAGCUCACAUCGACCUCCUCAUGACUCAUUGCUGCGUCUUCGCGAGCAUCAUCGACAACUUUGAGGUUAGCACGCUCGAACUGAGGGAGGACCUCAGACUUGAGCAGAAGCAGCUCAACCAGUACUUUAUGGAGAUCGGGGCAAGGGUCAAGCUGUCAAAGGCAGGCGACAAGGUCAACCACAUUGCGAAGCUGGCGUUGCCACUGCAGUUCCCCAAGAUGAGGCAGCCACCAAGGCGCAGAUGA